Molecule: messenger RNA, 1027 nt
Organism: Dromiciops gliroides (monito del monte)
Lineage: Eukaryota; Metazoa; Chordata; Mammalia; Microbiotheria; Microbiotheriidae
Gene: TMEM171
Product: transmembrane protein 171
Exons: 4
Coding region: 35-1027 (330 amino acids)
Source: RefSeq, a predicted model, not a curated record
CCCUUUCCCCCGGUGAGAAGGGGACACCUCUGUGAUGCCCCCCGCUACUGCUCCCGAGCCCGGUGGGGAUGUGAGUAGAAGGCGUAUCAGCAAAAUCAUCUUUUUCCUUUUUGUGUUUGGAGUCAUCUUGCUCUGUGCCGGAGUCUUGCUUUCCAUCUUUGGUUUUCAGACGUGCCACUAUGAAACCCUUAUUGACUGCAGUGCAGUACUGAAAAUCGUGGGGCCUUCCUGCGCCGUGGUUGGCCUCGGAGCAAUCAUAUUGGCCCGAUCCAGGGCAAAGCUUCAACUCAGAGAGAGGCAGCGGCAAGGCAACCAGGUUGACCCGGACAGCUUCUUUAUUUGUGGAGAGAGUCGCCAGUUCGCCCAGUUCCUCAUCUUUGGGUUCUUGUUUUUAACCAGUGGGAUGCUGAUCAGUGUGCUGGGCAUCUGGGUCCCUGGAUGUAACUCAGGAUGGCCCCAGCAAUCAUUUAAUGACACGGAGACUUCCAGUGCAGAGUCACAGGCAUGUGGCUUUCUUUCUCUCCAGAUAAUGGGCCCAUUGAUAGUGCUCAUUGGAUUAUGUUUCUUUGUGGUGGCACACAUUAAGAAAAGACACAACUUGAGUUCUAGCCAAGACUCCUCGGAAAGCGAAGAAAGGCGCUCACAGAACGAGCCUGUACAAGUCACCGUAGGUGAUUCUGUGAUAAUCUUUCCACCCCCACCUCCACCUUAUUUUUCGGAUGUUUCAACAUCUACGGUGGCAACACAUAACUCUGCAUCUAACAGUUUGCCUCUGAGUGAGAACCCACCAUCAUAUUACAGUAUUUUUAAUUAUAGGACACAGGUUCCUGAGGUUCAAGGAGCAGCUUCUUAUAGAGAUCCUGAACCUAUAUAUACAAUUCUGGAACUAAUUUAUCUUCAGAGACGUCACCUGCCCUCACACAUUUCAUCUGAAUUGCCUCCCAGAUAUGAAGAAAAAGAAACUGUGAAUGUUGACCUUCCCACCUCUUCUACUUCCUCUUCAUCUUCUCAGCCUUCCCCACCAUGA